CUUCUUCCUACGCUUUCUACUCAGACAUUCAACCCAAUCGAUAAUCCCCGGAACCACUUUUAUCAGUUCUUUCCAUACUUUUCCGGCGAUUCUCCGGCGAGUUAGCACACCGUCCGUUCGUAUCUCCGCUAUUUUUUCUUCCUUUGAAUGUGUUUCGAUUGGAUGCAUGACCGUGAGUCUCUGACUUCUGCAUCUAGUCAGGUGGUGACAUAUCCUUCUGUGUCCCAUAUGCUGAGGAGUUGAUUGAAAGAUUGCUAGCUUCUUGGUAGGUUAGUAUUAUGGGAUCCAGUCGACAAAAAGAUAAGAAUGGUAAACAUAAUUCAUCAAAGGGUGACAACAGUGAUGGCACAUCAGCUAGGACAAGACCUCUCAGCUUUGAUGAAAUUAUGCUUAGAAGGAAAAGUAAAGCAGAGGAAAGGGACAUUAAGAACAAUUUUGUAGGAGCUGACAGUGUAUCACAUAAAGAAGACAGGCCUAAGAAAACCACUGAUUGUUUGGAACCUGAGCGACAUCGCUACGAGUCAUUACCUAGUGCUUCCAGGCAUAAUUCGGAGAAUUCUAGGAAGUUAGGGCCAACUCCGACAGAGGAUAAUAUGAUGGCUGAUAAAUAUGCUAGGGAUAAACACAGAGAAAGUAGAGAAUCUGAAAUCAAAUUGAAGACGUCAAUGAAUAAAGAUGUAAGCAAUAAGAGACUAGCUGGUAGCAACACUGAUAAAGAUUGUCUUGUCAUGAGAAGAAAAGAUCAGGAUUUUAUUGAUGAUUCUGGAAAUGAAACUGGUAAAAGACAUUCAAGAGAUUUGACCCGGAAGGAGAAAUCGGCAGAUAAGACUGAUGGCAGACACAGAGAGGGAAGAAAAGACAAAAUUCCUGGUAAGGAUGAGAGACAGUCAUACAGGAAGAGGAAAGAUAUGGAAAUGUCAAAUGAUUCUCUUCUGAAUGAGGCUGAGAAAAGGCAUUCAAGAAAUCAUGGACGGAUAGAUAGUUAUGCUGACAGAACCAAAGAAAAGUCUGAAUCAAGAAGAAGGAAGCACCAAAAUGAUGAUGAGGAGAGAAAUGAUGCUCUUCUGAAUGAGGCUGAUAGAAGGCAUUCAAGAAAUCACGGACGGACAGAUGGUUAUGCUGACAGAACUAAAGAAAAGUCUGAAUCAGGUAGAAGGAAGCACCGAGGUGAUGAUGAGGAGAGAAAUGGUGCUCUUCUGAAUGAGGCUGAGAAAAGGCAUUUAAGAAAUCACGGGCGGAGAGAUAGUUAUGCUGACAGAACUAAAGAAAAGUCUGAAUCAGUUAGAAGGAAAAGUGAUGAGGAGGAGAGAAAUAGAGACAAGAAUGCCGAUAGAAAACACAGUUCAGUGAAAGUUUCUGAAAUUACUGGAAGAGUGGAAGCUUCUCGGGCUCAUCUAGAGGAAGAAAGACCAAAGAGAAGAAGGUCAAGAAGUCGAGAGAAUGAUAGAGAUCGGGGUAGAAGGUCUCGUUCUGGUUCACCGAGAGGACAUAAGCAUUCAGAUCAUGAUCUCAGAGAGCGUGGUGAGUUUUCCUCUCAUUCUUCCAAAGAUAAAUCUGGAAGAUCACAUUAUGAUCUGGAUAAAAAGAUAUCCAGCAAUGGUUCAGAUAGCCAAUCCAACCGCCAUGAAGGAUCUACAAGUGGUCUUGGUGGCUAUUCACCAAGAAAGAGGAAAUCAGAGGCUGCUGCUAAAACUCCUCCCCCUACUAACCGCUCUCCAGAACGAAAAGCUGCUUGGUGGGAUCUACCACCUGCAUCAGCUGGUACCAGUGUUACUGGUUCUGUUCCUUCUAGUGUUAAGUCUUCAAUGCAGUCUGUAAUACCAAAUACACACCAGAUCUCUAGCAUGAUUCCUGCUAGUUCAUACACAACAAAGGCUGCCAGUGUUUCAUAUAAUUACUUAUCGUCAUCUAUACAUGCAAUUGAUUCCGUCCAGCUGACACAAGCCACACGACCUAUGAGAAGGCUUUAUGUAGAGAACUUGCCAAACUCCGCCUCUGAGAAAGAAAUUCUGGACUGGAUUAAUAAUUUCUUGAUGUCUUCAGGAGUUAAUCGCAUUCAAGGAACCCAACCAUGUAUCAGCUGUAUGAUACACAAGGAGAAGUGUCAAGCUCUUUUAGAAUUUUUAACCCCCGAGGAUGCUUCUGCUGCACUAUCUUUUGAUGGAAGAUCUUUCUCUGGUUCUAUUCUUAAAAUCAGACGCCCAAAAGACUUCGUGGAAGUGGCUACUGGUGUUCCUCAGAAGUCAGUGGCUGCAGCUGAUAGGAUAGAUGACACUGUAGAGGAUUCCUCUUAUAAGAUUUUUGUUGGUGGAAUUUCAAGAACUAUUUCAUCAGAGAUGCUUAUGGAGAUUGCUAAAGCCUUUGGACCUUUGAAAGCUUACCAUUUCAGGAUGAAUUCAGAUCUCAAUGAACCUUGUGCAUUUCUUGAGUAUGUUGACCAUUCAGUUACUCUUAAAGCUUGCGCUGGUCUUAAUGGUAUGAAGUUGGGUGGAAAAGUGUUAACUGUUGUUCAGGCUGUCCCAGAUACUGCUUUACUGGACAAAGAUGAAAAUACACCUUUAUACCGGAUUCCGCAGCAUGCAAAGCCACUUUUGGAGAAGCACACGGAAGUUCUAAAGCUGAAAAAUGUGGUGGAUGCAAAUGUACUCAAUUUUUUGUCUGAAGCAGAACUUGAAGAAUUACUGGAAGACAUCAGAUUGGAGUGUGCCAGGUUUGGCUCUGUUAAAUCAAUUAAUGUUGUAAAGCAAAGUCAAUGUUCUCUCACAUCUGAUCCUGCUGCUAUGGAUACUAGUUCUACGUUGAAUGAUAGCAAUAUGGAGUUUGGGGAAGGGUGUGACAGAAAUGAUUCGAUCACUAGGAGUGAUGAUUACGAGUUGGAAGUUGGUGGGCCACACUUCCCCAACAGUGAUCAUCAUGAGUUGGAAGUUGGUGGGUCACACAUCCCCAACAGUGAUGAUCAUGAGUUGGAAGUUGGUAGGCCACACUUCCCCAACAGUGAUGAACCCAUGGAAACCAAUAGUGAUGAGGAAGCUGAUAGUAAAACACAUAUAUCAGAAACUUCACAAGGUGAUUCUCAAAAGGCUGGAGAUGGCGAUGCUUUGGCUGGUGGCAGUCAUUCCGAUGAUAGACCUUCUGAGGAGCUAAUAAAAGACGACAGCUCUGACCCUCUACCAGAUGACAGUAGUGUCUCUGCUCAAGAGACAAACUUCCAAGAAAAUUUCGAGGUUACCCAUACUGGUAUGGUUUCAGAAAGGAAAGAUGAAAAUGCUAAUCCCAGUCCACUGGAGCAUCUUGAGAUAAACAAUGAAUCACCAGUUAAGGAAGCAAUUAAGUCAGAGGAAGACAAUGGAAAUGCAGAUGGAGCUUCUGAACCAGAAUUCUCAUCGAAAGAAGAGUUGGAUGCUCCAGAGGAACUUGAGAAAAAGGAAGAAAUUUCUAUUACUGAGGUGUUCGAUCCUGGCUGUGUACUUGUGGAGUUUAGAAGAGCAGAAGCUGCAAGCAUGGCUGCUCAUUGUUUACAUGGACGACUGUUUGAUGACCGGAUAGUGAAUGUGGAGUAUGUUCCCCUUGAUCUCUAUCAGACAAAGUUUGCUAAACAAAACUAAUUUCUUUUGGCCCAUUCAAUGCCUUACGCAGAUCUCCCCAAACUUGAACGACGUUAACAUAGGAUUUCGCGAUGCUUAACUGAAUGUUUGUUUUUACCAUAUUGAGAUGCCUUGGUUAACCUUUUGCUAGUGCGAGAGUCGUACCCGAUUUGAAGCGGAAUACAUGUUUUCUCCCAGUAGAAUGGGAUGAAGGAAUGAGCCAUUUGUAAUAUGUUAUCUAAAAAUUAACAACUUUGUUUUUAGGUUGC
Solanum verrucosum is the source of this 3853-nucleotide messenger RNA. RefSeq lists its product as uncharacterized. The record is from RefSeq and is a predicted model, not a curated record. Gene Ontology annotation, molecular function: poly-pyrimidine tract binding; pre-mRNA 3'-splice site binding. The transcript is spliced from 10 exons. NCBI's taxonomy places the organism in Eukaryota, Viridiplantae, Streptophyta, Magnoliopsida, Solanales, Solanaceae. The coding region runs from base 279 to 3605 and encodes 1108 amino acids. Gene Ontology annotation, cellular component: nuclear speck; commitment complex; U2AF complex.